AUGUUGAAUCGUCAAUCCGCACUUCGUGCUACCUGCAAUUCCAUCAUCAACAACACCAGAAGAAAUUUCUCAUCAAGCCUUGUUGCUGCAACAUCGGGAACAGUGAAUACUGAGAAAUGGGCAAAACAAUUAAAUGCAUCAUUGAAGGAUACUGAUCCUGAAAUGUUUGAUAUUAUCGAACAUGAAAAGAAUAGACAAUAUAAGGGUCUACAAUUGAUUCCAUCAGAGAACUUUACUUCAAAAGCUGUAUUGGAUGCAUUGGGAAGUGUCAUGCAAAACAAGUACAGUGAAGGAUAUCCAGGGAAGCGUUAUUAUGGAGGAAACGAAUUUAUUGACAUGUCUGAAAGUUUGUGCCAAAAGAGAGCUCUUGAAGCAUUUAAUUUGGAUCCAAAUGAAUGGGGUGUCAAUGUCCAAAGUUUGAGCGGAUCACCAGCCAACUUUUACGUUUACACUGCAUUGCUUCAACCUCAUGAUAGAAUUCUUUCCUUGGAUUUACCACACGGAGGCCAUCUGUCACAUGGUUAUCAAACUCCAACAAAGAAGAUUUCUGCAGUCAGUAUUUAUUUUGAAACCAUGGGCUACCGAUUGAAUGAAGAAACAGGUUUGAUUGACUAUGCCAAGAUGGAAGAGUUAGCUGACUAUUACAGACCAAAAUUAGUUGUUGCUGGAGCUAGUGCUUAUUCUCGUUUGAUUGACUAUGCCUUCUUUAGAAAGGUCUGCGAUAAGCACAAUGCUUAUCUCGUUUCUGACAUGGCUCACAUCAGUGGUCUUGUUGCAGCAGGUGUGAUUCCAUCUCCAUUUGAACAUUCUCAUGUAGUGACCACCACCACUCACAAGAGUUUGAGAGGACCAAGAGGAGCCAUGAUUUUCUACAGAAAGAGCAUUGAAGGUCUUGAAGAAAAGAUCAAUGCUGCUGUCUUUCCAGGUCAUCAAGGUGGUCCACACAAUCAUACUAUUUCAGCUUUGGCUGUUUCCCUUAAACAAGCCACCACACCAGAAUAUAAGGAAUAUCAACAACAAGUGUUAAAGAAUUGUAAAGUCUUGACCGAAGAAAUGAAGAAACUCGGAUACAAGAUUGUGAGUGAUGGCACUGAUAACCAUUUACUUUUGGUCGAUUUGAGAAAUAAGGGUGUGGAUGGAGCUCGAGUUGAAGCAGUUCUCGAACGUUCUAGCAUUGCUGUCAACAAGAACACUGUACCAGGAGAUAAGUCUGCCAUGGUGCCUGGAGGUAUUCGUAUGGGAUCUCCUGCUCUCACCACUCGAGGAUUUUUGGAGAAGGACUUUGCUCAAGUGGCUCAAUUUGUUCAUGAGGUGUUCAAAUUGCAAUCAAGACCAAGAGUGAGCUUGAUAAGCAAGGAUUGA
Naegleria lovaniensis is the source of this 1362-nucleotide messenger RNA. RefSeq lists its product as uncharacterized. The transcript has 3 exons. Gene Ontology annotation, molecular function: serine binding; zinc ion binding; pyridoxal phosphate binding. Gene Ontology annotation, biological process: tetrahydrofolate interconversion; folic acid metabolic process; L-serine catabolic process. Gene Ontology annotation, cellular component: cytoplasm. The record is from RefSeq and is a predicted model, not a curated record. Lineage: Eukaryota; Heterolobosea; Eutetramitea; Acrasida; Naegleriidae. The coding region runs from base 1 to 1362 and encodes 453 amino acids.